Agelaius phoeniceus (red-winged blackbird) is the source of this 1542-nucleotide messenger RNA. RefSeq names its product cytochrome P450 family 7 subfamily A member 1 (gene CYP7A1). Gene Ontology annotation, molecular function: heme binding; cholesterol 7-alpha-monooxygenase activity; iron ion binding. Lineage: Eukaryota; Metazoa; Chordata; Aves; Passeriformes; Icteridae. The record is from RefSeq and is a predicted model, not a curated record. Gene Ontology annotation, biological process: cholesterol homeostasis; bile acid biosynthetic process; cholesterol catabolic process. Gene Ontology annotation, cellular component: intracellular membrane-bounded organelle.
AUGUUCCUGGCAUCCUGGAUCUGGGGAACGGCAGUAAUACUUUGUUGUGUGUCUUGGUUUCUUCUAGGGAGGAGGAGAAGGCGGCAAGGUGAGCCACCACUUGAGAAUGGGUUCCUUCCAUACCUGGGCUGUGCCUUGAAGUUUGGUGCCAACCCCCUUGAAUUCCUCAAAGAAAAGCAGAAGAAGCACGGCCACAUCUUCACUUGCCAUGUAGCAGGGAAAUACAUUCAUUUCCUCACUGACCCUUUUUCAUACCAUGCAUUGAUGCGCCAGGGAAAACACUUGGACUGGAAAAAGUUCCACUUUGCUACUUCUGCCAAGGCUUUUGGGCAUGGUAGCAUUGACCCAGCGGAGGGAAACACCACUGAAAAUUUUCAUCAGACUUUCAUUAGAACCCUUCAAGGCAAUGCCCUAGAUGCCCUCAUUGAAGCAAUGAUGGAAAACCUCCAGUAUGUCAUGCUGCAGUCAAGAGCACCUAAGCUUCAGUCCAAUACCUGGGUGACAGAAGGACUUUAUACCUUCUGUUGCCAAGUGAUGUUCGAGUCUGGCUUUUUAACACUUUUUGGUAAAGAAUUUAAUUCAAAUAAUGACAAAAACCUAUCAUCAAAGCAGGAAACUGAGAGAGCUCAUAUCCUAAAUGCCCUUGAAAACUUCAAGGAAUUCGAUAAGAUUUUCCCAGCCCUCGUGGCGGGGCUGCCUAUCCACCUGUUCAAGAGUGCCCACAGUGCACGUGAGAAGCUGGGAGAGGCCCUCCUGCACAAGAACCUCCUGAAAAGGGACAACCUCUCUGAGCUUGUCACCCUGCGCAUGUUCCUGAACGACACCCUGUCAACCUUCGAUGACAUGGAGAAGGCCAAGACCCACGUGGCAGUGCUCUGGGCCUCUCAAGCAAACACCAUUCCUGCCACCUUUUGGACCUUGUUCUAUCUUCUUAAGAGUCCAGAAGCAAUGAGAGCAGCUACCAAAGAAGUGCAAAGUGUUUUGGAAAGUGCUGAAGAGAGUAUCAGCUUAGAUGGCAAACAUAUUUCCUUGAACCGGAAACAGCUGGAUAAUAUGCCAAUUCUAGACAGCAUCAUCAAGGAGGCAAUGAGGCUCUCCAGUGCAUCCAUGACUUUCCGAGUGGCCAAAGAGGAUUUCACUUUGCACUUUGAGAACGACUUUUACAACAUUCGCAAAGAUGACAUUGUAGCCCUUUAUCCUCAGCUGCUGCAUUUCGAUCCAGAAAUCUAUGCUGAUCCCUUGACAUUCAAAUACGAUCGCUUCCUGAACGAGAAGGGAGAGGAGAAGACCGACUUCUACCGGAACGGCCGGAAGCUGAAGCACUACUACAUGCCUUUUGGGACAGGCAUAGCAAAGUGCCCGGGCAGGCUGUUUGCUGUCCAUGAGAUCAAACAAUUUUUGGCUCUGAUUUUUUCAUACUUUGAGAUAGAGCUUGUGGACAGUAAUGUGAAGUGUCCCUCUCUAGAUCAAUCCCGUGCAGGACUGGGUAUUUUGCAGCCAUCCAAUGACAUUGAUUUCAGGUACAGGCUGAAAUGCUUAUGA